Messenger RNA from Orcinus orca (killer whale), 8000 nucleotides. It is a transcript of the gene ZFP30, whose product is annotated as ZFP30 zinc finger protein. The coding region runs from base 4249 to 5562 and encodes 437 amino acids. NCBI's taxonomy places the organism in Eukaryota, Metazoa, Chordata, Mammalia, Artiodactyla, Delphinidae. Gene Ontology annotation, cellular component: nucleus. Gene Ontology annotation, biological process: negative regulation of transcription by RNA polymerase II; regulation of immune system process; regulation of cytokine production. Gene Ontology annotation, molecular function: DNA-binding transcription factor activity, RNA polymerase II-specific; RNA polymerase II transcription regulatory region sequence-specific DNA binding. The transcript has 2 exons. The record is from RefSeq and is a predicted model, not a curated record.
UAAAUAUUUUUAAAAGAUAGUAGGACAGUCUGUAGGUUUUAGACAGGUAGAAGACAUGUCAGCCAUUGUACAUUAUGGACUUCGGAUCAGUUAUUAUUUUUAAAUUGUUUAAAAUUUUAUGUAUGAGAUAAUUGGAAGUGUGAACACUGAUUUUUGAUGUUCUUAAAGAACUACUGUUCAUUUUUUCAGGUUUGGAUAAUGGUAUUAUGAUUAUUUUUUAAAAUCCUUUUAGAGAUACAUCCUGAAGUGAUAACAAAAAACAUUAGAUUAUGGGAUUUGCUUCAGAAAAUGUGAGGAGAGUGGAUUAGGGUCUGCAUAGGCCAGUACUGGGCUUGGUUGGUGGUUGCUGAGGCUGGCCAUAGAUACAUGGACAUUUAUAAUUAUUCUUCUCCUUUUGUGUAUGUCAGAUAUGCUCUGUAAUAAAAUUUUGUUUCUUUUAAAGUUAUUGGGAGGUGAAAAGAAAAUGAGAAGUGAGGCAGUGAUGAAAAUAAAUAUAUAUAUAACUCUUGGAGGAAUUUUGCCAUAAAAGCAGACACAUGGGGUACAGGGAAAGUAUCUUAAGGUGUGAUGAGGUAUUAGAACAUGUAUAUAGGCUGAAGGGAAUGAUUUCAAAGAGGGAAAAUUGAUGGAGUAGAGAAAGAGGGAAUUCUGUAAGCAAUGACUUUCAGUAAAUGGGUAGGAGUCAAUUUAUGAAGGAAAACCAAUGCAUAUGAUAAGAAUAGGGACACAGGUUGGUUUGAUAACGUGGUGAAGGGGAGAAUAACAUUUUUCUUUAAAUUGCUUCUGAUUUCUUGAUGAAAUUAGCAGUAAAAUUAUCAGCAGAAUGUGAAGGUUAUUUGGAAUUCAGUGUGGAUUAUUUAAUAUUGAGUUGGCCAAAAAGUUCAUUUGGGUUUUUCCGUAACAUCUUAUGGAAAAACUGGAAUGAACCUUUAGGCCAACCCCAUAUUUGAUCAGUUUUGAUUUUCAGAAGUACAGUUCUGUGGUUAUAGGGUUUUAACAUUUACAGAUCUCUGGUUGCAUUUACCCUGGUGUUAAUGUGCCUAAAACUGCCUCUGUCAUAAAUAUUCUGUAUCCGUAUCAUCUUGUAUCAGCAAAGGUUAUUGAAGACAUCAUAUCUCAGGAAACUAAUUAACUCUAUGAACAGGUAAUUUACUUCAUAUUUUCUUUUUAAUUAAAGCUGGUAUCCUGCAAAUGGAAAUAAUAUUUCUCCUUUUACAUUGCUUUAAGAUAGGUUAAUAUUUUGCUUUCACAUUAGCAUUAUUUACUAGAAUAAAGUCCUUUGAUCCAGUAGAAUACAAACUAAUAUUUGGUUUAUUAAUUUUGAGUAGUUAAAUAUUUUAUAUAUGUCUUUUGAUGUUUAGUUUGGCCUUUUGUUUUAGAGUUGGUCCAGUCAGUUUUUUCUUGAUUAAAUCAUACAUAUAAUGCAUAGGUUAUUAUUUCCAGUUUCAAUUUAUUUAAAGUAGAACAAGAAUCUAAAGAUAGUUGUCAAGCAAACUGUGUGCAGGAUCCUUCACGACUUCUUACAUUUCCCAUCAAUCUUUACUAUUUUCUCACUCAUGCCUAUUUUGAGAACAAUGCAAUGUGCAUCCCUAGCCAGAACUUGCAAAGCACUGAACCUAGUUUUCAUAGAUAGAAAUGGUUGUCUUUCAGUUUCUUGAAGGGGAAAGAACUGGCAUAAACAAAUUUGGGAACAAUUAUGGCUGACUUUUAACAGAAAUCUUAAGAUUACACUUCAGUUGUUUAUACAGUUGACCCUUGAACAACAACAGCAUGGGUCCAUUUAUACAUGGGUUUAAAAAAAUAAAUGUGUAUUACAGUACUGCAUGACCUGGGGUUUGUUGAAUCUGUGGAUGCAGAACUGCGGAUAUGGAGGUCCAACUGUAAAGUUACACACAGAUUUUCAGUGGGGGGCGGGGGAGGGGGUGGUAUUGUCCCCUCUAGCCCCUAUGUUCAAGGGUCAACUGUAGUAUAGUCUCCUAGAUGAGAAUGUUCAGCGUGCCAAGGCCUUAAUCUGACACGUCAUUUAGGUGGGGAAGCCAUAUAAGUGUCUCUAUAUCCACACUGGGAAUGUUUUGUUUGUUUUUUAAAUUAAAACGUUCAACUUCUAUAGGAUAAGUUUUAUAACUUCUACUUUGUUUUUUAUGAGUGAAUAUGGACAUUUUGCCCUAAGUUUGUUUAUACUUUUAUUUUGUGCAUUUUCUACUCACUUCCUUUAUUCCAUUACUUUUUCCAUUGUUUAAUGUUUCUUAUACAGUUUGUAUGGGCUUUUCUGCUGUAUACACUUUCUCAUUUUUCUUACAAAUGAUUGGGCCUUCACUUUUGAUUUUGACUGUGACUUUCCUUUAGAUCACUGGUUUUUAAUUUUUAAUUUGCAAGUAAAUCCUUUGAAAUCACCAUCUUAAUAACAACUGUCAUACUUUUGUACCUGCCUGCUUAUUUACUACUGUUAUGACUAGCUAAUUACUGUUCAUUUUAUAUAUAAUUUAUAUCUUAUUUGUCUUAAUGAGACCUUAAAUUGUUUUUUUCCCCAAAAUUUCUACAAAAUUGUCAUAGUUUUAUAUUGCUUUCUUGAAUGGGGAGAUAGAGACAGACAGACAGGAGGAGAGAGAGGGAGGGGGAGAAAGAGAAAGAGAGGAGUAAAGGAAGGAGAACAGGAGAGAGGGAAGGGAGGGGGAAGCAUGGAGAAAGACACUCAGAUUUCAUAGGAGUAUUUUCUGUGCCAUUCAUUUUUUUGUCUCUGCUCACAAAUUAUCUACACUAUUUAAAUCAUUGUUGCCUUUUAACGUCUUUUUAGUAUAUCCUUUUUAAAGUAAACUUAUUGAAAUAUGAACAGAUAUAAAAAAAUACAGAAUUAUAAUAUGUAGCUCACUGAAUUUUCACAAAGUAAUUAUACAUUGAUUCAGAAAUAGAGCUUUACUAGUAUAUCAGAAGCUCCCCCCUAACUUUCUCCAGUCAUUCCUCCCUACCAAAGUUAACUACUAACCUGACUUCUAACAAGUCCAUAGAUUAGUUUUACUGUUUUCAAGCUUUAUAAAAAUGGAAUAGUAUAAAUUCUUUUAUGCCUGGCUUUGUUUACUCACCAUUAUGUUUGUGAGAAUGAUCCAUGUUGUUGUGUGUACUUGUAGAUUAUUCAUUCUCAUUGCUGUUACAGUUUGUCUCGUUGCUCUUAUUGCAUUGUAUCCACAUAUCUUAAUUUUCUUUGUCAUUCUUCUGUUGAUGAACACUUAGAUUCUUUCCAGUUUGGGUAUAUUAAAAAUAAUGUUGCUGUAUUGUAGAUUUUUUAAAAUACCUUUUUCUUUUUGAAAAAUAUUGAAAUCUUAUUUCAAAAAUUUUGAGAAAAUAUACAUUUGAGAAAAAUACGUCUCUGCUCAGAAUUUCAUUAGCAUGUUACUCUUUUAUAAAUUUGUUGCUGUGACUGAAAAACAACUAAUAUAUUUUUAGGCAGUACCUAAAUGGCAUUGGCUAUGAAGACUUCAGGGAGAAUAUAGGAAAGGGUAUGAAGGAACAAAACAGGUUGAGUAUUUGUAACAUAGUGUGUAUAGUUAAUAAACUCAAAUGAAGAUAAAUAAGUAGAACCUUUUAUUACCUUGAUCGUGAAAGUGAGGUUCACUCACAACUAUGCAACGUAGACAAUGAACUGAAGUGGAGAUAUCUGCAAGUGAAAGUGGAGAGGCCAUUGGAAGGAUGAUCAGGUGUAAAGAAAUUUUUCCAUGUAUGUAUUUGAUUGAGAUAGCUUAGAUGUGCUUUUGUUUCCCAUCUCUAUAGGAAGUGUUAAAAAAGAAGGUGUAAGAUUGGAGGCAAGGCAAAAUAUACAUUUUUACUAUUAACUAAUUAUGGAAAUUUAAUAAUUAAUAGUUACUGUGUGCUAUGGGUUUGUUAUUCAGUGAUAAGUGAAAGAUUGUUUCUGCCCUUGGGGUAAGAAAAUAGAAUAAAAACUGGGAAAGUUAAUGAAUAUACCACAGCAGAAUUGAAAAAAGUGUUAAGCAAGGAACAAGUUAUUGGGAUAGAAAAUAAAGGAUAUAAAUUAGAUGAAGUCAGCACAGGUAUUUUUUCUGACUUUUAUCAUGAUACCUAAAGGAUGAAAGGAACCCAACCAUGUGGAGAGCCCGCCAGCAUUCCUGGGAGAUUUAACAGCCAGUAAAAAGCUCUAAGAAAUGGAAAGAUUGUAACAUAUUUUAGCAACUGAAAGGAGAUUUGGAAUCCAGUUAUGGCACUAAAAAGUUAUUUGAAGUAAAGGAUGUUUGUGAAAUGAAUGUAUCUCAGUGGGAGAUAAUGGAAAGCAUUAGAAGUUGUGGCCUUGAAGAUUCCUUUUUCAGGAAAGAUUGUGAAUAUAAAAAGUUUGAGGGACAAGAGGGUCCUCAGGAGGCGUAUUUCAGGCAAGUGAAAAAAACCACCUCUGAAAAAAUGCCCAAGAACAAAAAACGCACAUCUCUUACUCUGUAUCAGAGAAUUCACAAUAGAGAGAAACCCUAUGAAUGUGGGGAUUGUGGGAAGGCUUUUAGAGUACGCCAGCAACUCACUUUCCAUCAGAGAAUUCAUACUGGUGAGAAACCCUAUGAAUGUAAAGAAUGUGGAAAAGCCUUUAGACAGUGUGCCCACCUUAGUCGACAUCAGAGAAUUCAUGCUUCUGACAAACUCCUUGAAUGUAAAAGAUGUGGAAAAAUCUUUACAUGUGGUGCAGAUCUUCGUGUACAUCAGAGAAUUCAUGUUGGUGAGAAGCCCUAUGACUGUAAGGAAUGCGGGAAGGCCUUUAGAGUGCGAGGACAACUUAAUCUCCAUCAAAGGAUUCAUACUGGUGAGAAACCCUAUGAAUGUAAGGAAUGUGGGAAGACCUUUAGACAAUAUGCACACCUUACUCGACAUCAAAGACUUAAUAUUGCUGAGAAAUGCUAUGAAUGUAGGGAAUGUGGGCAGGCUUUUCUGUGUAGUACAGGCCUUAGAGUACAUCACAAACUUCAUACUGGUGAGAAACCCUAUGACUGUAAGGAGUGUGGGAAGGCCUUUAGAGUACGGCAACAACUUACUCUCCAUCAGAGAAUUCAUACUGGCGAGAAACCCUAUGAUUGUAAGGAAUGUGGGAAGACUUUUAGUCGUGCCUAUCAUCUAACUCUCCAUCAGAGAAUUCAUACUGGUGAGAAACCUUAUGAAUGUAAGGAAUGUCAGAAGUUCUUUCGUCGUUACUCAGAACUUAUUUCACAUCAGGGUAUUCAUAUUGGAGAGAAACCCUAUGAUUGUAAGGAAUGUGGGAAGGCCUUCAGACUGUUCUCACAACUUACUCAACAUCAGAGUAUUCAUUUUGGUGAGAAACCUUAUAAAUGUAAGGAAUGUGAGAAGACUUUUAGACUGCUCUCCCAACUUACUCAACAUCAGAGUAUUCAUACUGGUGAGAAACCCUAUGACUGUAAGGAAUGUGGAAAGGCCUUUAGACUACAUUCAUCACUUAUUCAACAUCAGAGAAUUCAUUCUGGUGAGAAACCAUACAAAUGUAAGGAAUGUAAGAAGGCAUUUAGACAACAUUCACAUCUUACUUACCAUCAGCGAGUUCAUAAGGUCACUAAAUAAUUAUUAGAAAGCCAUCCAUUGUGAAUUUUGUGUUAAGGGGCAGUAGAAAAUAAAUUCUGGAGGAAAAGGUGUUUGAAUGUAGGAAUCCCUUUUGCUUCAUGCUCAAAAUUAAAAUAAGAGGUUUUAAAAGAAUAGGUUAAUUUAAUUAAUAUAUAGAAAUAUUUCAUCACCAUUCAAACCAUGUUAAACUUUAGGAAGUUCUUUCUAGAAAGAAACUUUCUUAAAGGAGUGAAUGUGGAAAAGCUUUUGAUCUUACCUGUUAUCACCUCUGUUCUUUCAUCUGUACAGUAUACCUAUGGAAGUUGCCAGGGCACCAACUCAUUCUGGAAAUUGAUAAAUAAAAGGAAGGAAAUGUGAUUUAGCCUGCAUUUCCUGUAUAAACUAUAUUUCAAGGCAACUAGAAGUUGAUGAGGUAAAGUUCUUUAUUAGAGAUUUUUAUAGGACAUAAUGAAAUAAUGGAUCUAGGCACAAUUCUCAGUAGAGGUGUUAAGACCAUUAGGUGAAUGGUUGAUGUCAACUUCAUAGUGAAUAGAUCACGUUGACAACAUCUGAACCCACUGAUCAAUUUUAAUCUCAUCAAAAAUAGGACAAAACAUUUUGUGCCUCCUGAUAUGAUACAAUAAGACAUACCAUUGACAAAAAAUAUUGAACCUGAAUCUAAUUAAAGCAUCAAGAUCUAACUCCCAGUUUAGAGAAAAUUCAGGAAACAAGAACAAAUUACAUGAUACAGCAAGAAGCAGACAAAUCUAAAAUGUGGGUAAUUCUACAAGAGUAAUGACAGCUUCUCAACCAAUAAAAUGGAUUCAAAAAAGGGAGGUGGAACUCUUAGAUAUUAAGAGUCUUAAGAGAUGUAUCAAUCAAAUGCAAUGAAUGAGUGGUUCUCAUUUAGAUCACAAGUUGAACAAGUGUAAAAAAGACAUUUUUAUGAUGGGGAAAUGGGACUAUUGACAGUAUUAGAUAAUAUUAAGAAUUAUGUUCUUGUUAGAUGUGCAAAUAGCAUUGUGUUUAUGUAAAAGUGUCUUAGAGAUAAAUUAGCAAGUUUAUACACAUGAAAUGAUAUGUCUAGAAUUACCUUUAAAAUGCUCAUGCAAAAGAAAAUUGAAGAUGGAUAACUUGUUUGUCAAAAUCAUGGUAAGAUGAGUCAGGUGCGUGGUUUUUGCUUAUUUUGUUUUUGCUCUUUUCUCUAUUUUCAUGUAUUUUAAAUUUUCCAUAAUUUUUUUUAAAGAUAAAGUAUCUGUGAAAUUAUAACCCACUUAAAGUGAAUGAUGUUUUUAAAUGGCUACAUAUCAGAACUUACGGAUGUUGCUAAAGUUUUACACACAGGGAUAUUAAAUGUGCUAUAAUGUAUUUGGGAAAUUAAGAUUGAGGAUCCAGAUUUUAUCUAGUUCACCUAAUGCUACAUCUGUUGUAGUGCCUGUCCCAUAGUACUUCGUAUAUUUCAAGAGUGAGUAAAAAGAGCAAUUACAACUACUUGUGGAAAUUAAUGGAAUAGAACUGUUUUAUCUGAUAAGGUAGCUGCUAGCAACAUGUUGAACACUUAAAAUUGAGCUAUUGAGAGCCUGAAUUGUGGUUAGUACAAAUUAAGAUGGUGUUAAGUGUAAAAAACACGCAUGUUUUGAAUACUUCUAAAAAAAUAUCUAACAGGUCAGUUUCUCACAGCAUUUCUCUGCUGUUGUUGGGAAGCUGUGAUAUUCAGUGGAUUGCAUUAAUGCACAAUACAGAACACAAUUUAAGUAUGUCUCUGCUCCCAAGUAGCAGCAUGUUUAUUUACACACUGAGGUCUCUUUGGUUCUACCCCGAGUCAUGCUGAAUUUUUUUUUCUUCUCUUCAUAAAACGUUGCCUGUGUUUACAGCUGAGUAGUUUUCUCAGACUGUUUAUAGCCUGUAGAUGUUUCGGCAUCCAAAGGCCCUUUUUUACUUUAUACUGUUUCCCACUAAGUUCAAGCUUGCAGUGCUUCAAGUAGUACAAUUCUCUUUAAGACUGUGUUUUCUAUGAUUUUUAUUAGGGUUCAUUCAAUUAGACAAAAGAUCAACAGGCUCUUCUCUGUAUUGGGUUCCCUGUGAGGCUACUGUGGAAAAACGACUUUGAAAUUCUUAGAAGCCACGCUGUUUCACAGAAAGGAUGCAAGUUGGCUUUAUCUUUACCCUGGGGUGACAUUUUCAGGACAGCACCACAUAUUUGAGUUUUCCUCCCCUCUCAGGCCCAUUAUAACUUUGAGAACCCUUUGCUACCUGUAAACACUGUCAUGAACCCUCUAUUUCCUUGAAAUUCUACUUGAAAUAUGCACCAAUCGAUAUAAUGAAUAGAAUGAUUUUUUUUUUACUCUGUUAAUAUGAUGGAUUACCUUCAUGGAUUUUCAAAUAUUAAGCCUUAUAUCACUGGAGUAAACUCCAUUUGUCUGUAGUGUGUACUUUAAAUAUAUAUAUAUAUUGCUGUA